Messenger RNA from Pomacea canaliculata, 909 nucleotides. RefSeq lists its product as uncharacterized. The record is from RefSeq and is a predicted model, not a curated record. The transcript is spliced from 2 exons. Bases 47 to 496 code for a protein of 149 amino acids. Lineage: Eukaryota; Metazoa; Mollusca; Gastropoda; Architaenioglossa; Ampullariidae.
CGAAGGAUGCACUCCCGGUGAACAUAAAGAUGUGCCACGGUAUGAAAUGAAUUACAGAUUCAAAUGUGUGGACGUCCCAGCCAACUACUAUGUGGCCUGGUUGAUCACAAGACAGGACCCUAGCAAUGGCAAUCAGCUAACCAAUACUGAUGUGUGUUCUAUGACCGAUGACAGGUGCCAUUCAUAUUCUGAGGGUUCAGGAGCAAUUAGGGUUAAUAACAUCACAAGUAUACUUUUCUUCUACCCCAGCGUUAUCAACGACAUCAUCGGCAUCACGUGUAGAGUCUUUGACAAGGAGUUAGCGCGCACCCUGUCCUACAUCAACGACUAUACCUGUAGUAUCACCUUGUUAGAUACUCCAAAAAUGGAUUGCGUACUGCAAGCAACUCACCACGGCUCCAGAAGAACAGUAUUGUGUACAAUUACCAAUAUCGUCGAUCUAACACAAGACUACCAAUGCGAAUUCACUGAGGAGCUGGAGGUACGGGAUUUCUAGAAUAUUUGAUAUGGUAACAAGUUGCUUCCGCGGGGUAAUAAUAAUCUUUUAGGCUCACAAACGUUUUCAGAAAAAUCCAAUCAAGUUAACAGGAAUAUGUCAGCAGGUGAUUUUACAUGCACUAAUUCUAAUGUUUUGCUAUUGUAAACGCUGCAAAAAUAUUUUUUUUCAACUGCAACAUCAAUAUCUGAAUCAACGGCAUAGUCAAAAUAAUUUGGAUGGUUGUAGAAUGGAAGUCCUGGGAGGCUGCUGGUUGGGACGCAAGAUGGAACAUACGAACUUCAUGUGAACCAAAAUCCCCCAGGUCCUUCAGAUGGCGAUUGCUCCUUUUCAUUUGACCCUGCACUGGGAAUCGAUGUCGUUCUAGUGAACCUUGGUCCCUACAACGUCCAGGCCAGAGCUGAAUUCCUAGA